AUGACAAUGAACACUCUACAAGGCGAAUCGGUGCGUGAUUACUACGCUGGGCUGAAACACAAUGGCAUUUAUCGAUAUCACCAUACCGUCGACCAUCUCCUACAGCUCUACCAGAAACGCUCUCAAAUAUCCAUUUCGUAUGCCAAGUUUCGAGCAACUUUACGUGAUGCUGACGCCAUGUGCAACAUUGAUCCACAAUCACCACUUGGAUACCUUUGUGUUGGCAACAUUUACAGAGAACAAGGACGACAACAAAAGGCCAUCGGUGUAUACACCACUGGCAUGAAUACAGCAUCAUCCAACCAUCCUUCUUAUUCAGCACUCGUCCAAUCAAAAGACGCUGCCACAUUGCAACAAGAAAAGCGAUCGGGUUUCAUCACACAGCUGCCGCUUGAGAUUGUGAGCCAAUACAUUGCAUCGAUCAUCAUUGAAUAUCCACCUUCAAGGGAAUACAGCCAAUGGUCAUACUUACAUGUCCCACGUGAUUGGAGAAAUCGACUAUUGCAAUCAUUACCAUUGCAUUAUGAGGUGGAUGAGCCUUCGAAGGCAAGGGUGGCGGAUGAAAACCUGCUCGACAAGUUCAAGGAUUGUGUCGUAUCCGUCACGUUGUAUCGUUUUUGUGGAGGUGAUGAGGAUAAUGCUCAAGCGUUCCCAUGA
This is a messenger RNA of Lichtheimia ornata, 657 nucleotides long. RefSeq lists its product as uncharacterized. The transcript has 2 exons. Lineage: Eukaryota; Fungi; Mucoromycota; Mucoromycetes; Mucorales; Lichtheimiaceae. Gene Ontology annotation, molecular function: protein binding. The record is from RefSeq and is a predicted model, not a curated record. The coding region runs from base 1 to 657 and encodes 218 amino acids.